AUGAGUUCGCACGCCAACAGUUCCAACCCUGCCCGCCCUUCUAGUUCGCAGCCAAUAGGACUAGGAAUUGUAGGAAUUGACAGUGAGGAGGUUUACAUCCCGCGCGCCAGCAUGCUGCCUGCAGAUGAAUACGCCUAUCUCAAAAAGCAGCACGAACUAGCCCAACAAGCAUGCAAAGAUGAGCCGCUACGAGAGAAACACCGUAGAUUGUCUCAGAAAGCAGACGAAGAGCACAAACUGAUAGUGAACCAAGUCAAAAUGCGCAGCAUGAAUGUGCCUAACGCAACAGAUGAUCGAUGGCUGGAUCCCCACUUCGACCCUGACGAACUUCCCGAAUACUUGUCGGAGCACUUCCCAACCCAUCUGCCACCAGAUAAACAGGAACACUACAACCAACGCGCUCACGAGGAUGAUAGGAAAUUUGAUAGCGGCUAUUAUCAAGAUGAUAUGACCGAGACGUCUUCCGCAACAUGGCGGACACAUGGUACUGUGGACGAAGUACUCGCCACUAGGCUGGCGUAUCUAGCAAGGUACGGACAACGACUUAGCUCUGGUACUGAUCCAACAUUCAUGGCCCUAACUGACCCCCCUGUGAAACAGGAAGUCAAAGCGAAGGUCCAAGAGGAAGUAGUGCAGGAUGUCGAGAAGGAGGAGACACCUUCUCAAGACCUCAACAAGCCUCACUCGCCGCUGCCAGUCCAUAAGCCUGCGAAACUUCGGAAGCCUCUCCCAGGGAGUAAGAGAACCCCAACUACUCGACUCUCGAUUGAUAGCUCGCUAGAUUCUUUCUACGAGCAGCCCACGAGUGCUUUCAGUGACGAUACGAUAGCAAGCCCGUUUUCGCCGUUGAGUCCAAUCGUUGGGCUUGCAAAAGGCCUCAAGAGGAAAAUGAACUCCUCACCCUAG
Mytilinidion resinicola is the source of this 906-nucleotide messenger RNA. RefSeq lists its product as uncharacterized. Lineage: Eukaryota; Fungi; Ascomycota; Dothideomycetes; Mytilinidiales; Mytilinidiaceae. The coding region runs from base 1 to 906 and encodes 301 amino acids. The record is from RefSeq and is a predicted model, not a curated record. The transcript has a single exon.